Aspergillus sclerotioniger CBS 115572 is the source of this 2118-nucleotide messenger RNA. RefSeq lists its product as uncharacterized. Lineage: Eukaryota; Fungi; Ascomycota; Eurotiomycetes; Eurotiales; Aspergillaceae. The coding region runs from base 486 to 1727 and encodes 413 amino acids. The record is from RefSeq and is a predicted model, not a curated record. The transcript is spliced from 3 exons.
GACAUGCAGCAGGCAUCGCCAUGACAGCACCACGCCAGAUCCCUUGGCGAUUCCAACGGCGUCUCCCUAACAGGCUAACUAACAGAAAAUGCAUUAUUGCGAACCUGCAAAGUGCAAAGCUGUAAACAGGAACGCCUCCUCGGGUUGGCCACGCGGCCAUGGGGUCUUCCCCAUAUCGGCUCUCGGUAAACGGCAUGCUCUUGGCAUUUGGCAAUACACGGCGAAACAGCAGGGUCGAGCUAAGACCGCGACUAGAACGUCGGUUGAGACUAGCCUAGCAUCCAGGCAAACCUUGAUGGAAAAAAAGCCCUCUCGGCCUCGGAAUGGUACCGAUGCCCAAUCCAAUCGCCCUGCUUCCUUCGGGGCCCCCUGGCACCCCUUCAGCCCAAGUUCUCUCAGUCUUGUCAUCGCACACAGACAUCAUGUCCUGGCCACGAUCCCCAUCCUGCUCACUUGCAGCGACGUCGGUCUGACCCCGAUGCACUAUGCCUCAGAUCUCGGCUGCCAUCCAAGCUGCGGAGGCCGAGGGCCGCAUCCCCCCGGGGAUCAGUCUGGAGUACCUGGCCCAGUCGCGAGAUCGGCCCACCAAGAUCGCCAUCCUCUUCGUCGGCGCCCUGACCUGCCUGAUCGUCAUCGCCAGGUGUUACGCCAGAGUCUUUCUUGUCAAGAAGUUCGGCUGGGAUGACGCCUUGGCUGUAUUUACUCUGUCUCUCUACAUCUCGAUCGUCGCUUUAUCCAUAUUCCUAAUUGACCUGGGUAGUGGCCGACAUAUCGAGUACAUUGAGUAUGUGCUGUCCCUGACCCAGGUCGAUAAGACCGAGGUCUACGACUUCGUUAUGCACAUCUUGUACACAGCCGCCUUGUUCGUCUGUCGGCUGUCCGGUCUGGCCUUCUACCAACGCUUGGCCUCGCGGCACCCCAAAAUUUCGCUAGCCAUCAAGCUCUCGGCGGGCUUCCUGGUCGCUGCUUUCCUGACCCAGUUCUUCCUUCUGUUAUUCCACUGCCUCCCCGUGACCGGCCUUUGGCCGUACGCCUGGCAGCCGCAGAUCGACGAUUAUAACUGCAUCUCCUGGGGCGAUGUCUAUGUGGCCAAUUCAGUCUUGUCGCUGGUCUGCGACAUGAUGAUGUUAACCCUUCCGUCCAUGUUGAUCUACAUGUUGCAAGUGUCCCAGAAGCGGAAAAUCCAGCUGUCCUUGGUCAUGUUUCCGGGAGUUUUGGUUCUCAUCAUCUCGUGUGUUCGCAUGUACCUCGUCAUUAUCGGCCAAUGGUCCUCCGACGGUAGUUGGGCCUACGACCCGAUGCUGGCGAUCGAAACAUCCGAGGUAGGCGGCACCCUUAUCGCGCUCUCGAUUCCCGCCAUGAAAUCAUUAUUCGGAUCCUGGUUUUCGCACCUCAAGGCAUACUCGUCACGAGCAGGGACUAGUCGGAAGCAGAGCGGCGCUGCGCACCGGGCAUACGGGCGAAGCUGGGAAACCGGGGUGAAACUGAACAGCCUGGGAAACAACACUGUGGAUGACGCAUACAAGGUCAAUAUCGGGGCGGAACCGAUAACCCAUAUGCCGACUAGUGAUGGGCACCAACGUUCGGGGAAUGAUGGCUCGUCGGAGGACUUGCUCAUGGACGCAGGUUUCGAUCGACAGCUGGCACUCAAGCACGGCAUCCGCUUGACCGAAGAGGUUUCCGUGUCGUCAUCUAGAGCCUCUGGGCUCCAACAGUUAAGGCGCUGAGGAAUUAAGGGUCAGCAAUAAUAGCGGUAUUAAUCUUCCACACUUGCAGUAGUUCGGUGGGUCAAAAUGUACCCCGGGUCAACACCGCGGAUCGUGGCUGUGCGUUGUUAGAGGGUCAUUAAUAUGUAAACGGGAUUCAGGCAACCGUUCCCUCGGUGUAGCACAUCCAUCCGUGGUCAUCAACUGUAGCCUCGCGAUGCGUGCAAGAGGUGGUGGAUGUGGAUGGUAGAUGGAAGGAAACCUCCGACCGGCACGGGCCUGGCGGAAGCUCGCGCCCGAGUCCGUGAUGCAUCUCGAUCGAGUAUAGCGCGGUUUCCCGCUGCAUCACGUGCCCGUCCUUGUGUCCAUCUAUCUCAGAUUGCAAGCUCCAAACAACAGAUAGCGACCGGGG